This is a messenger RNA of Guillardia theta CCMP2712, 3303 nucleotides long. RefSeq lists its product as hypothetical. NCBI's taxonomy places the organism in Eukaryota, Cryptophyceae, Pyrenomonadales, Geminigeraceae. Gene Ontology annotation, molecular function: protein binding. The record is from RefSeq and is a predicted model, not a curated record. The transcript is spliced from 14 exons. The coding region runs from base 1 to 3303 and encodes 1100 amino acids.
AUGCUGCCUGGCGCAUUACCGCCUCUCCCGCGGGCAAAUGUUCUGGACAUCAAGUACGACCUGGAGAAAAGGAGAGAGUGGGAGUCGACGAGGACGAGGAUCGGCGAUGAGCAUGCAGGCCUAGCCAAGUCUCCUUUCGUCACGAGUCUUUACAUGCAGGCAGAUCGCCAUGACCAUGAGGAUGUUGUUUCCCAGCAGCCCGUCCAUGAGCUUCUGCCGUCGUUUCAAGAAAUUAGGUACCUGAUCGAACAGCAUCGGAAAUCUGCUUUCAACUCGGAGUCAAACAAGGAUGGCAACACUGUAUCAACCCCGCAGACUACGACUGGGCUCUUAGUCAAACCGGACGCGACCAAUGAUGGUGUAGGCCGCGUGACGAGCUACAUUAGCGGGAGUCCAGCUGACCUGAGCGGGGAGAUCAACGUGGGAGAUGUGCUUGUAGCUGUGGAUGGACUGCCGUUCAGUCACCCCGAGGCUCUUGUCCGGAUGAGAGGAGGAAACCUGUUGAGAUCCAUCGGGACUCAAAUCCGCCUGACGAUCCAGCGGCCGGGCCAUGGCGACGCGUUUGAUCUGACUCUUGUCAGAGACUCGUUUUCCUCAGUCAAGAUCAAGAGAGAUAUCUUUGAAGCGAUCUACUCCGCCCUUGAAACGUCAGAUGAUGCACUUGAAACUGACGGGCAAGCAGCGAUGCUUGAAGACUUUGCCAGCACCAUACGAGAGAAACUGAUAGACCUUGAGAAAUCACACGUGGAUUCCUUGCAGGCGCUUCGAUCUCAGAUAUUGGGAACUGAAUCUUUGAUGGAUCAAGUGGCCAUGGCAGCAGAUCGAGCAGUCGAAGAGGUUCAACAAGUUGUCGCCGAGCACAAGUUUGCGGGAAGCAACCAUGCAACAAGUAUGCAACAUAACGACAACACUGCAAGUGAUCAGAGCUUACGACUGGUCAUUGAUAAUCUUCAAACCAAAUGCAAACACCUUGAGGAGAAACUGAGAGAGAAAGAGAGCUUCACUUACGUUCAACGGGACUCAGAAGUUUACGACAAGGAAGUGCUAGAUCUGCAGUCCGACAUACAUGCACACGAGGUAGUGACGAUGAAGACUGAGAUCAUCAGCCUCCAAACUUCCAUAGAAGAAGAGAGAAAGAGACAUCUAGAGGAGAUUGCGAGCAUGAAGCAGGUCAUAUGGCUGCAUGCGAUCCGUCGCUGGUUGAACAACUCUUGCCGAUACGUCAUGAGGGGGUGGUACUACUCCUGCCAGCAAGUGAAAGCCACCAGAAGAUGCGGUGAAGUGCUCAAAACCAAGUACUGGAGGAGCCUGACGAAGCAUGCCCUUUCGUGCUUCUGCAAGUAUGUUGACCGCGAGCACAAGCACCAGCACUUGGGCGUGGCGAUCACGUCUCGACGGAUUUUUGGGAAUGCGAGAAGGUGGAUAGACGUAUGGAAUGAGCUUGCACAGGGCAAGAAACUGCAGCGCAGGUUGACUGAGACGAUCUCCAGUCGAAGAUUGCGAUCUUGGUUUGUUUGUCUGAGGAAGAGGGUCCGAGAGUUGAGGUCCGACGGCCAGCCCAGGCCGCAAGGGACUCAGUCAGAUCCAACGGUCAGUGCCCCUGAGCAGAAGCAAACGCAUGAUGUAGAUUGCCAAGUCAAGUGCGACUUUAUGUCUGUCGAGACCCAGUGCGAUCAGGCGCAUCCUACUGCAUCAGAGGAUGUAGGCUGCCAGUGUGAACUGAGCCGCAAUCAUUUCCAUGGGCCCGACAUUUCUCUGUCAGGAGCAGAGUCACAGAAGAAGCAGGAGGAAUCUAGUGCUCGGCUGGAGCUGGACCUCUUGACCGAAGCCUUGUUCAAAGCACAAGAAACCAUCAAGUACAAAGAUGAGUUGUUGAGAGACGCAUACUCAGCCGACAUGGAUCUGAAGAAUGCUCUGCAAAACAUGCACAACCAAUUCCAGAAGGCCAAGCGAGAAGCCGAUGAUGAGAGGAGAAAUGCUACCAGGCUGACGUACGAGGUUGAAAGGUUGGAAUCUCGGAUAUCCUCCCUUCGUGAGGAGAGAAAUUCACUGAGGGAGCAAGUAGAGGACGGAAGGAGUUCAGCGAAGCAUGAUUCCCAGGAUUGGGGGAGGAACUGCGGGAAAUGCAGCAUGCAGGAAUUUGAAAAUACUAUCAGCUCCAGGAUAAGAUCUCCUCAGCCUUUGACACUGGAACCGCUCUCCUCCAGCACCCUGCUGAGCAGACGGAAUGGCGGCGGGUUGAUCGACGGUCCAUCUCAGGGCGAGAGAGGGGAGGAUGUGCUGGACAGACAGAGACAAGGAGGCUCGAAGAGGUCGUGGAUCCUGUGCCUGAACAAAGCUCUGACUCGACAGAGUCGUAUGAUCGGAAAAUCGUUUCGACUUUGGCGGGCGGCGGCUAGGGAUGCCGUUGUGUCCCGCAGGAUGAGAACGAACUUGGUCCGCAGGCAGUAUCUUUCCAGGGUAUCCGAUUACUUCGAUAUGUGGUUUCAUACCAUCCUGUACUUGAGACACAUCUGGAUUGUGCACUCUGUCAUGAUACAUAGAAAUCAAAAGAAAAUCAGCAAGAAGGCGAUUGCUGUGUGGCGACAUCACUCUCGGAGUGAGAAAGCAAUCAUAAUCAAGCUGGAAACCUUUGAAAGCAGGAAGCUGCUGUGGAGAAAACGAGCCGCCUUCUCCAGCUUUGGGUUGUUCCUGCUUCGGAGCACGCGCGGCAACACGUCGCAGAGCAACAGACUCCAGGGCCUCGUCAGGGAAAUCUCAACGUCAUGGAAGAAGAUCACGGUUCUCAAACAACUGGGCCCCAAAGAAGAGAAGCAGGUCGCCAAGUUCGAGAUGGCGUUCAAGAGCGCUGAGAACGUCAUUCUCGAGCUCUGCUCCAGGCUGCAGGUCAUGGAGUCAAGAAUGAGACAAAAGGCGGAGAUGUCGAUCUCGCCGACCAAGACGGAGCCGCUCAACACAACCUUCAGUCCACAGAUUGCCCGUCAUGCUCCUCCGGCGCCCGGAGAUGUCUUGGCCUCCCAUGCUCAAGGGCGAGGGAAGAGGAGGAAGGAAUUCCUCCUCAAGGCUGGAUUGCCUUCAAGCCGAUCGAACAACUUGGGGACCGUCGAGCCCAGCAUGAGCUCGGUUAUUGCUCUCAUCCUCAGGCGCGAUGUUCCGUCAACCCCCAGCAACUACACCACUGGACCUGGACAGGAUGGGAGGAGGAGCAACAUUCUGGUCGCCAAGUCGCCAGGGCUGCUGACACCGAGUGGCAAAGGGAUCGAGAUAGACGAGAACAGCGACCCAAACUUCCGCAUCUGCUGA